AUGGACUCCCCGCCCGUGAAUCCAAGCACCGCCGACCCCCCCACCCCGGACUCUCGUCCUCCCAGCGUCCCCGACUCGCGCCCUCCCGGCGGCACCCGCCGCUCUGGCGUCAAGACCCCCCGUAGAGUGCAAUGGAUGUCCGACACAGAGGGCGUGUCCUCCACCCACGCCCUCGAUGAGCACGGCUUGAACCCCGAGCCCUUCAAAACGCUCACUCACGCGCUCGAGGCCCACCGCUCGAGCUCCAUGGACAUUGACCGACCCGCCCUUCCCUCCCGCGUCGCCCCCAACUCAAAUGGCGUCGGCCCUUUCUCCGCGGUAACCGCCCCCACGGCUUUGUCCCCCGGCACAUCCGUCCCUUCGUCUCCCGAGAUGACACCCAUUCACAACCUCCCGGGCGAAGUUUUUAUCGAUCAACACGAGACCGCUGGUCUCCCUGGCCGCGACCCCGAAGCGUACUCUCAGCGGCAGGCAGAAAAGGCGGUCCGCACGCACAGGCUCAACUUCCUCAAACUCCGCGGCAAGCACGCGCGCACGCGCAACCGUUUGCAAACUGCGGACCCACUCAUGGGCGACGGCAAAGGCAAGCGUCGCAGCUUUUUUCAGGACCGCCCUGGGGAGCGCGGCAGCCGCGACGUGGAGAAGUUCGCAGACGUGCGCGCCGAGCCGUCCGUUCCGGCGCCGCGCGGCGUGCUUUCCACCCUCCUUUCUAUCUACGAGCCAGCACACGCGAUGCAGUCUGGUCCCUCGACGGCUCGUUCAUCCUGGGACGACGCGCGCCCCUCCCACCCCUACGAACCCACACCACUCCGCCAAAGCGACGGACCAUAUCCUCCCUGGAUGACAGCGAACACGGGGUCGACGUCGUCCAUCCGCUCGCCCAAGUUGCGCGGCUUCUCGCUUGGUGACGCGCGCCCGCCGAAGUCGAGCAGUGGAGCGGGUGUCUUCGGUCCGCUGAUCGCGAGCGCCGGGAACAUCACCGGAGUCGCUGCGCCCAUGUCCGCCACUGUCGCGCCAGACCUGAAGCGGCCCGGCUACCAUUUGUCGAGGUACUCGCUGGAAAGCGUACCAAAGGAGCCAAAACGUGCGCUGUCGCGUUCCAACAGUCUGCACUUCGAUUCCACUCGCGCUCAAUCAACAUCCGUCAUGCCCCCCAGCCCAAGCGUGGACACCAUCUCGCCUCAUUCAUCGCAGUCACCGACUCCCGCAACGCCGAUGGUGCCCGCGCAUGAGAGGAAGCGCUUCAGCGGCACACUGAAAGACCUUCCGAAGUUCACCUGGACCGGAACGCCAGCGAGCACCAUACCCAGCACGCCCGCGACCGAUUUGGGUUCAGAUGAAUUUGAGAGCGGGAUGGAGGAGAAGAGGCCGGAUAAGCGGCGUCACAGGCGGAGGAAGGCCGAGAUUUGGAUUACUCGUCACGUUGCGGAAAUCGUGUGCCGCCAAGAAUUUAUCAUGAAGUUCGCGCGCGCGAUGAUGAUGUUUGGUGGCCCUACCCACCGCAUGCAAGCACUCAUCAUGGCGACGGGCAAGGUCCUUGACAUUCAGCUUUCGUGCAUGUACCUCCCCGACGUGAUGCUCAUUUCUUUCGAGGACGCGUCGACAAGCACGUCCAACAUCAAGUUCAUCCGCCAGGGUUCUUCCCUCGACAUCGGCAAGCUGCAGGAGGCCAACGAGCUGUAUUGGAAGGUCAUUCACGACGAGAUCUCCGUUAAGGACGCGUCCAUCGAGCUCGACACCCUCAUGCGCCGCAAGCCGAUGUACAAGACGUGGCAGACCAUCGUCUUCGGGGGGAUGUGUUCAGCAGCGAUCUGCAGCGUUAGUUUCAAUGGUUCCUUCGUCGACUCGCUGGUGGCGUUCCCCCUUGGAUGUCUCCUUAUUGUCAUCCAAAUGUUCGCGGCGCGGAACGAGCUGUAUUCGAAUGUCUUCGAGAUCACAGUAGCGACAAUGUUCAGCUUCAUUUGCGCUGCUCUCUCUUCGGUCCCAUUCUUCUGUUACUCCGCCAUAGCGUCUGGUUCUGUCGUCCUUAUUCUCCCCGGUUUCAUCGUUCUCUGUGGCAGUCUUGAACUGACAUCCCGAAACAUCGUCUCUGGGGCAGUGCGAGUGUGCUUCGCGUGCAUAUAUUCGCUCUUCCUUGGAUUUGGACUCGCCAUUGGCGCCACCGCCUACUCAAAGCUCACAAAUCAUCGGCUCGCUGGCUCAGACGAUCUCACCUGCGGAUCCAGCCACGAUCCUGAUGGUCCAUGGUGGCAGCGGACUGCUCCGCUGUGGUGGGCCUUCCUCACCGUUCCAAUGUAUUCGCUGUCCCUCUCGCUGCGUAACCAUGCGCCGUGGAAUCGCCGCGAGCUCUACCUGCUCGUCGCCAUUUCAUGCAUCGGUUGGGUGACGAACCAUUUCACCGGCACGCGCUUCAAGAACCAGAGCGACAUCUCCGCCGCGGUCGGCGCGCUCGCGGUCGGCUUCGUCUCCAACGUCUACGGCCGCCUCUUCCACGGCAGCUCGUUCGUCGUCAUGAUCACCGGCAUCCUGUUCCAGCUCCCCUCCGGGCUCGCGAACGGCGGUCUCUUCACCUUCGUCUCUCAACAGGAGUCGGGCUCGUCGACGUCCGAGUCGUACGUUUCCGGCUUCCAGACCGCCCUGCAACUGAUCUCGGUCUCGAUCGGGCUCACCGUCGGGCUCGGCAUCUCGCUCUUGCUCGUACACCCCAUCCCCUCCCGGCGCCGCGCGGCGGGCAUGUUUACGCUCUGA
Molecule: messenger RNA, 2748 nt
Organism: Epithele typhae
Lineage: Eukaryota; Fungi; Basidiomycota; Agaricomycetes; Polyporales; Epitheliaceae
Exons: 8
Coding region: 1-2748 (915 amino acids)
Biological process (GO): transmembrane transport
Molecular function (GO): transmembrane transporter activity
Source: RefSeq, a predicted model, not a curated record